Molecule: messenger RNA, 19891 nt
Organism: Podarcis lilfordi (Lilford's wall lizard)
Lineage: Eukaryota; Metazoa; Chordata; Lepidosauria; Squamata; Lacertidae
Source: the annotation of a GenBank genome assembly
GGGAAGCGCCUGGUCAGCUGAUCCGUUCCCCGCCGGUCGUCACGUGAUGGUGCUGACAGGCGCCGCUGCUCCCGCGAAGGCCAUGGAGUGACGGGAAGGGCCCCUUUCGGCGUCCGCCGGUUCCCCCCGCGCCUGAGCUCCGCCGCUCCGCUCGUGCCCCGCUCUGCAGACGCCGGUGAGUGAGAGGCCCCGGCGGCAGCCCCCUUAGGGCAGGCUGGACCACUAGGCCCCUGGUGCCUCGUCCGGAAAGGAGGCAGGUUCCCCGCUUCCCUUCGCCCUGACCUCUGGCUCUCCUUACCGAGAGGGUGGCCGGAGGGCGGAUUUCUCUCCUGGGGACCGCUGGGUUUUUUAAUGGGUGCUCUCAAGCUUGCUUCCCCGCGCCCCACUCAGGUCUUCCCAUUGGUGGUGUCUUAAUAUUAUUAUUAUUAUUAUUAUUAUUAUUAUUAUGGAUUAGCGGCGUCAGUGGGGCACGGCGGUCAUUUGCGGGCUAGAUCCCACUUCCUGAAAUAGUGCAGUGCGUGUAAAGGCUGGCGCCACGGCGAAGCUGCCGACCUAAGCUUUCGCAUGUGGGGGUAGUAACAAGCGAAAUCCUGCAAAUCUGUUCCUCGCACGUUGACAGGAGAAAGGCAGAAGCAAAGGACGAGCCCUUCACAAACAAACGUGUCUUUAUUUUUUCCGUGUGGAGGGUCUCUUCAAAGAGCUGGAUAUCCAGUCACAUUGCAGUUUAGUUAAGUGUACUGAUUCUCCCUCCCCCCUUCCAAUUAUUUAAAUCAUGCUGACAUACCAAACUCAUCUUGCAGAUUUGUGUGUUCUUUUACGACUUUGUUCAUUCAACUCCUGCCACCCAGAAUAAAUCAGAUCUCUAUAAAAAAAUACUUUGCUGGCAGGCUGUCUAUUGUUGAGUCUUGUGACAGCAAUGUGAAAAGAUGUCCUCUAGAUCAAGGGUGGGCCCUCCAGAUGUUGCAGCCCAACUCCCAUGACACUUAUUGGUCACGCUGGCUGGGGACUCUGACAGCAUCUGGAGGGCCACAGACUCCUCACCCCUGGGCUGGGAGUCUUUGGUUUGAAAUAUUUUUAUAUUGUUCCUUAAACAGAUUGCUCUCUCCUUAAAAAAGAACUGCUUUCUGUAAGUUCCCCUCAGCAUUGUUCUGCAACACAAGGGAAAGCAGUUUGUCUUUAAAAAUUCAGUAUAGGUAGAUUAAUUUGAGUUGGUUUAUCAGAACUUAACCCUUAGAUUUAUCUAGUGGUUAGCCAAAUAUAGGGUUCCACUGCCUCCAGGCUGUCACUAUUUGGAGGGAUGGAUUCAGGCACAUACCAGGAACUUAGUUUUGCACAGUUAAAGUGCUAUGUCACUCUAGCACAAGAAAUCCAUUUUCUGUGGUUAGGGAAAUGGAAGGGAAAUGCACUGAAAAGUGAGAUAAACAACUGAUUAACAGGAAGACAAGCACCCCAUAAGUGAAUUAGGAUGAAUUCUCCUUGUCAUGUAACCGUCCUGUAAACAAAUGCUCAAUAAAGAACAGACAUAGCUGAACCACCUUGUAAGCUUAGUGUAAGCAAAUGGAAGAAUGCUGAAUUAAUGGGUUUAUUCAGUUUAACAUACUACUGCUGCUUUUAUGGUAUUCCUUAAUACUAGCGAUUCCUCUAAAGAUAAGCACUCUUUAAAAAAACAUUACUUUUCUCUUCAUUUCAAAAAUACCAAUUCUUAUACAUAGAUUACUCAUUCCUAUUUCUAUUUAGUUUUAAUCCACUUGCAUUUUUAAAUGUGUGGAUAUCUUAUUCUGGUUUAUUUAAAUGCAAGGCUGCUUUUGCUAGGACUAAGGAAAUUGAGAUAGGAAGAUCUAAUAUGUUAUUGAAUUGUUAAAUAGUAUUUUCUGUAAAGAGCAAUGGAAAAAAAGUUUAGUGAUAAUGGAUACAUAGACUAUACUUUCCCCUACGUUCAAGGAUUGUGAGUGGGGAGAAGUGACUAGAAGAUCCAGAGACCCUUUUUCACACAGCUCUGGUGCUAGGUGACCUAUGUUAAUCAGCACAGGAGAGUGCAAGUUGACAAUUGAAAUUGACACCUUUAACACAAGUUCCCUAUUUAAAAGUUCUAGGCUAUGGUAUGUGAAUUUUCUUCUCUUCCUUUUUUCAUUCUCCUGUGUAAACUGUAUAAGUAAUGUCUGAAAUCAAUCUCAGUACUUCCUUAUUCUGAAUAGAGUUCAUUGUGCAAACUCUAAGAACAGUUGAAGUAGUUUCUUCCCCUCCCCCCCCAAAAAACCCUCCAUCCAAUGAAUUGUCAAUGACACAUCUUUGCAGAGAAUGCACUUGAAGUUACCCUGAGAGUUCAUUCAAGAAAAAACAGCCAUAAUUUUGUGUGCUCCAUUUUGGCUAGACAUGAAUCAAUUAUACUUCUUAAGAGAUGUAGUUUCAGUCCUGUGAGGAAUAACAAAAGGGGAUUUUGAUUUGGGUGCACAUUUUCAGUUCACAUUUUUAGCAUUUUAUUAAACUGUUUGAGUAGAACUUUACUAUUGUUGUUGUUUAAGCAGUUGUGGAAGUGUUGUACAAUGUGCUAAUAGUUCUCAUGAAGCCUAAUUAGCCCUAAAAGCAAAGUGUAGCACUUCAGCUUCGCAAUUCAGUAAUAUAGCAAGUAAUAGCCUAAAAUAUUCCACAGUCUCAUACACUCAUUUUGUUAUAGGAGCUGAUAGGAAGUUACAAGUCCUACGCUUUCUAGUGUAUUAGUCAUAUGAAUAUCAGGGAGGUUGCGUAAGUUUGGCCUGCUGGGCUCCUACAACAUCUUUAGAAGUUACAUGGCUUGCUGCUAUUCAAAACUAUGUGAAUAGAUGUUAGGAAGGUUACAGUUGAGUUUAUUGUGCUUUGUGUUGAUGCAAGGUUCUGUUGCCUAGCAAGAUAGGUGUCCUGAGAAAUAUCACCACAUUUUUGGAAGGGCCCCUUAAAGGCAAGUUAUUAUACACUAGAGGGAAAAACAAAUAAACUUCCAUAGCUAGGGGUUCAUCAAGAAACAAAACUUUGAGGAGAGGGGGAUGAGUGACUGUCAUAAACUGUAUUCUUCCUAGUAUAAGUAUAGUAACAGUAUUUCCUUUUUAAAAUGGUUAUAUUACCUAAAUGAACUGAAACAAUAGAAAAUAUAUUUUGUAAAAAAUAAUAAUCUGAACAUCAUAUAGUGUACAGUGUCUUUUUGCUCACAAUCGCCAUACAACAUGCAGCAAUAUUACUGGUAACUGUGGAACCAAUUACCCUGCCCUCAGAUUAUACAGAUUAAAGAUUUCUUGUAGCUGGGCAGAGCAGCCUCAGAACCCCCUUGCCUAUUUAUGGUAAGAAUGGCAACAUGGCACUAUGUUGGACCGGGGUAUUGUUUAGGAAGGUGGUUAUUUUGCGCGGGGUGUGUGUUGUUGCUACUGUUAAUGUUAUUUUUUGUAUUUUUAUUUUGGUUCUUACGUGGAAAAUGUUCAGUUUUGUGUACUUUUUGAUGUUUUGUUUAUUGUCUGAUAUGUUGUAAGAUGCCUUAAGCAUGGUUUUAACUUUGGAAAGGUGGCAUACAAAUAAAAUGAUUGAUUGAUGUUUAACAUUCCAUGUGCACAAGCAUAUCAGCUUGCCAGAUGGAACAAUCCUGCCCCACUGCCUCAUUCUGGAUUAUGGGCAGGAGGAGGGGGAGGAGCCCCAUUGCACAAGUGAAAUAUUUUGUACAGUGCUUCCUAUACAAACCACUUGAUAUUAGUAAAGAAGGGGGGGGGGGAAUUGCUGCAAAACAAUUGACCAUUCAGCAUCACAAAAAUUCUAAUCUCAAAAUAGAAGUCUACAUAAUUCUAUAUGUAAUAAAGAGAUCUUUUUCACAGGCUUUCCCUGACCAGGUUAGGCCCUGGUUUAUGUGUAUUAAUGCAUUGAAUCUGUUUUAAAUGCUUUUUGUUUUCAUGCAGUUUUAUUGAUUUUAGGCUGUAUUUUUGUUUUAAUGGAUAUUGUUUCACUAUUGUAUGUAAGGCACACUGCUUAGAGACUUUUAAAAUAUGCAGUGGUUUAGAAAUGCUUUUAAGUAAGUGUUAAAACGUAUGCCGGGAGGGCAGUAUAGAACAGUGUGCCACACCGGUGGCCCAGAGGUGGAACAGAAAUUAAGUUAUAUAUUCUGAAAGGACCUUGUUCUCUAUUGUUAUUUAAAUGUUUUUUCCUGUCUUUCGCUUCCCCAGUGUUUUACCUCUAUCUUUCAAAAUCAUCAGCGUCGCAAUAAAGUGGCAAAAAUGACGGAGUUCUGGCUGAUUUCUGCUCCUGGGGAAAAAACAUGUCAGCAGACAUGGGAGAAGCUGUGUGCUGCAACCAUAAAAAAUAACAACCUUUCUACCAAUGCAAAGUUUAACAUUCCAGAUUUAAAGGUAUACCCAUUCAAAAGCGCAUGGUUUUGUAUUCAAACUGUUUGCACCUUAAGUUUAGGGGAAAUGAGACAUGAUGGUACAAACACAGCACACUCCUAUUGCCAAAUAAUAUUUGCCUGCUAAUGUUACUUUGCUUACUAAAUGAAGUACCGUAAUUGUAAAUCACUUACCUAACUUGUGAAUUUGUGGAGUGCAUGCUCCUAUCUUCCACUGGAACUAUAUAGUAAAGGGGCUGUUAGGCUUUUUGAAAAUUCCAAAUUAUAUUUUAUUUAAUUUGCCUCCCUGAAUGCAGUAUCACAAGCUAAUGCUGAAUGUACUUGUGAUAUAGAACAAAUGGUCAGACCAACUUAGAAAACCAUUUUCUAUUCCCUACUAAGAUUCAUGGACUCCUGUUCCAAUGUACUGGCAUGGAUAAUCUCUAACACUGUAGUUGCAGGCAGAUGAUAAAUAAAAUUAUUAUCUUUAAAUUUCAAUGCAAUGUUGUUUUAAAAAAGGAAGACAAUUUUUAGACUGAAAUCAUAUGCAUGCAAACUUGGAAAUAAAUCCCAUUGUAUUUAAUGUGGGACUUCUUUAUGAUUAAAAAUGCAUAGGAUUGCACUGUUAGUCUAAUAGUUCCUUCUUACAGUUACCUUGUUAUAUAUGUUCCAUCUAAAAUAAUUCUCAUUCUUUCCUUUAUAGGUUGGUACCCUUGAUGUGUUAGUUGGCUUGUCUGAUGAGCUGGCUAAACUGGAUACAUUUGUGGAAAGGUAACUACUUUUUAAUAUCCACCUAAUAUCACUGCUCACGUUUCUUCCAUUUUGUUGCAAUAUAGAAGCCUAUGUAUCAUCUGCUAAUUGUCUGGUUUUUAGGUCAACCAGCUUAAUGACUGUCAGUGUUAGCACAUAAUGGAAAGCGAAGAACCUUUGUGGAAUAAACCAUACUGUGCAUGCAGCCUAUUGCUCCCACGUACCUCCUCUGGUGUGAGCAGAUAAACUAAACAAGGAAGGAGUCAUUUAGUAUUGUGACCAACCCCAGGGAUAUGCUUUGCUUUUUCCUAACACGCCAGGAUAGCUAGCCAGCUUUAAGCUGCAGUUUGCUUUUGGCAUUCCAAUCCUUGCUUGUUAUUGCCAAACUGUGGUUUCAGUCCUGAGUUUGUGUAAUGAUAAAGCUAUCCCUGUCUUAUUUUCUUUACUUUGUCAGUUGCCAGCAAUCAGGUUACGUGCACAGUAUGGUUUAUUAUGCCAUAUUUCUGAGUCUCCAACAAUAUUUUGGGUUAAUUAGCUACUUCUUGGUUUGGACAACCAUAACAAGUCACAACAACCAAACUGGCAAGCAGUGGUUUGAGUUUGCCCUCCAAACUAGGUAUGGAAUUCCAAUCCUGCUUUGCUAGGGAGGGUAACAGGUGAAAACAAGGAUCACCUGGAGGCUCUGGAAUGCUACCUGUGAACCAACCCAAUGUGUUAGUCUUAAGUACUUGCAGUUUCGCCAUGUUUUGGAACGUGUGAUUGUGCUUUGACUGUCUGCAUUGCUAAAAUGAUCUCUGAGAACAUAAGAGCCCUGCUGGAUCAGAUGAAAGGCCCAUCCAGUUCAGCAUUCUGUUCUCAUGGUAGCCAAACAGGUACAAACAGAAGAAGCAAGAGUGCAACAGCACUCCUCCUAUUUUCUGAACCGCCCUGAGACCCCUGGGUAUAGGGCAGUAUAUAAAUUCUUUUUUUAAAAUUUUUUUUUAAUUUUUAAAAAAGUAAAGGGACCCCCGACCAUUAGGUCGAGUCGUGGCCGACUCUGGGGUUGUGGCGCUCAUCUCGCUUUAUUGGCCGAGGGAGCCGGUGUACAGCUUCUGGGUCAUGUGGCCAGCAUGACUAAGCCACUUCUGGAGAACCAGAGCAGCGCAUGGAAACGCCGUUUACCUUCCCGCUGGAGCGGUACCUAUUUAUCUACUUGCACUUUGACGUGCUUUCAAACUGCUUGGUUGGCAGGAGCAGGGACUGAGCAACUGGAGCUCACCCCGUCACGGGGAUUAGAAACACCGACCUUCUGAUCGGCAAGCCCUAGGCGCUGUGGUUUAACCCACAGCGCCACCCGCAUCCCAUAUAAAUUCAGUUUUUUAAAAAAGAUCCCUAGCAUCUAAUCUUCAGAGACAUACCGCCUCUGAUACUAGAGUUAACUAGUGCACUUUAUCGCCUGACACGGGAGCGAUUUUUAGAUAUUGGCCUAACAGAAAACAAUGAAAAAUUCUUUGAAUUGAGUAAAACUGACAAAAAUCAGAGAAAGUGCCCAGUCUUAAAUGACACAUAGCUUUUGAAGAGCAAAGAACAGAUCUUAAACCAUAACAAAUUUCAUGAGCAGCAUUUUGGAGUGUAUCAUGGGGGACAAUUUGUUGUCAGUUUGAAACAGUUCUGUGAAAUCAAUUGUGACAUAAUUGUGAGUCUCAUUUGAUACAGCCCCCAAGUUGCUGAAACGUUUAGUCCACAGACAGAAAGACGAAUAGGAUCUUAAUUUUAUUUUAAUUUUUCUCUUCUCUUCAGUGUUGUCAAGAAGGUGGCACAGUAUAUGUCUGAUGUGCUGGAAGACAGUAAAGAUAAAGUUCAGGAAAACCUUCUGGCCAAUGGAGGUAAAUGUUAGCUUUCUGAGAAGGGUGACAUUGAAAGUUGAUGGUUUGAGCAUAAAUUCAGAAGUGAUGCAUAUGAGUCAUAGGAAAGCAUUUUCUGCAACACAAGUGAUCGCAAAAAUUCAAAGCAAGCAGAAAACCUAGAAACCAACCUAUAAAUGUAAUAUCUAAAAGGAAGCGUGCUCUUCAGCUGCAGUUCUGCUUUCCCUACCUUGUUUAUAAUUCUAGAUUUUUAUGUGAUCAGUGUCUUCUCCUUAGUUACGUUAAGCACAAGCUUUUCAUGUAUGCUAAUUUAAACAUCCUUGAAAUAGAUAGAUAUGUUCAUUGCAUUAAAAAGACAUACAAAUAAUUAUGAUGAUACUGAUGUUGUCCAUUAAAUCUUUGAGUGUGAUAUCUAAUAAUAGGCAUAUUCAAAGUAGCCCCAACUGAGAACAAGGGCAAGAUACUUAGGUCUGUUGUUUUCAAUAGGUUUGAUCUCAGUGCAACUUAGUUGGCUAUCACCCUGAGUCUAUAGUAUCAGAAAGAAAUGAAAAAUACUGUCAUACCCAAAGAAUAGUGUGAAAGAUGCCCUGUUGGAAUGCUGAUCCAUUUUUCCCCUUGCAGUCCUAUUAAAAAGUGACACCACAGAUGCUUUUGUAAGAGUAGGGGUGCCAUUUCUGAAUACCAGUGAAAAAAUUGAUGUGAUGUGUGUAAUAUGCCUUCAGAGUUUACUAAAGUAACUUCUGAAAGAGGGUUGGGGAAUCUGUGGCCCUCCAGAUGUUGGAAUCAAGCUCCCAGCAAGUCCCAGCUAGCUUGGCCAAUGAUUGAGGCUGACGUCCAACAAUCUCUGGAAGGCUGCAAGUUCGUCAACCCCGUUCUAACAAGCGUUUCAUCGCCCCUAAACCAGUGUAUCAUGGCUGGCUAAAAUAAGUGUUAAGCUGUCCCAGAGUAGAUUUUUAUAAUUGGUUACCACCUGUAAAUCUAGGUUAUCAUUAGGUGACCUGAAUAAAUAGAACACAGCAAUCCAGUAUUUUUAAUUAUGUCGAAAGAAAUUGUCUGGUGGGGGCCACUUCUGCUCCUGUAGUACUGUCACAACAAUGCCCUGUCAAAAUGCCCCCCUCUCAGCAACUAAAGGUAAUGGGGGUCCAUCCUGUUAUUGCUUCUGAUCCACUCUAAUGAUGUAUGUGCACAAAAUUCAUAUAUGAAAAGAAACAUCCCAAACAGCAUACCUUUUAAUAUGGCCUUGCUGCAAUGGCUUCUAAACUUUCUUACACUACAUAUAAUCUUUCCUGUGUUUUAAAAGGCAAACAUCUAUAUAAAGUCUCCAGGAGCAUUGCUUGGUAGGUGUAUUUAUUCAUUCAUACAGGUUGUGCGCCAUCCCAUAACGUAAAGUUCUCUGGCUGGCUUAAAAUAGUUGUGUAAAAAAGCAACUGAAAUUCCAAGUAAACAUAGCCAUUUUUAAAAGAUGGGAACCCUAGAUAAAUAAACCAAACGGAACUCCACCCACCUAAAGUUAAAAACAGAUUUUAGAAAAAUGGGCCAGAUAACUUAAAUGAUUUAAAAGUGAGCAGAAAGGUCUUCUUAAGGAUAAGAAAUAUGAAGCCAGGCUGUUCCAUAACCGAGAUGCCACUCUCCCAGCAGUGACUCACCACACUUCAUUCAAUGGGGGCAGCCAGAGCUGGGUCUCUGAAGAGGAACUUGAGGUCUGAGUAGGUACAUAGAGGAGAAGAUGGUCUUUCAGAUAGCCUUGGCCAAGUUCAGAGCUUUUGAGGUUAAACCUGAAUUUUAAAUUGUGCCCAUAAAUCAGCCGGGAGCCAGAACACCUCACAAAGCACAAGUUUGUGCUCAGUUUGCCAAUACCAAUAUUCAAUCAUUGUGUUCACAGUUGAUUUGGUCACCUACAUAACAAGGUUCCAGUGGGACAUGGCAAAGUAUCCAAUCAAGCAGUCUCUGAAGAAUAUUUCAGAAAUAAUUGCCAAGGUAGGUUUAUAUUAUCCAAAGAGGUAUGAAACUUGUGUUAUAAUCUCUGUGGUACAUGCACCAGGGUGUGGUAAAAAUUGCUUCUGCUUUUUAGUCUCUUUGAUGUUCUUUUUUUAAAAAAGAAGAAACCAUCAAAAAUCCCCAAAGUGACGAACAAGUGCAGAAAGCUUCUGUGGUGCAAAAGCUCCCCCCCCCCCCCCCAAAAAGCAUACAGUGAUUUAUCAGGCAGAUCAAUGAAAACAUUGACCUGAGGUUUUAGGAAAUGGAAAAUUGCCUCCUAUUAACAUUAAGAAAGGGGGGAACCUGGAAAAGGUCAGGUAGUAGACUAACCUCUCAUCAGGGUCUUGCAUUCUCUGGAAAUAUAAAUACGGUUAAUAAAAUAUAGCUAUGCAACCCAGUUGGGCAUCUUACAGUACUGAAUACUUGUAAGUGACAAAAUUGGUAUUGAUCAGACAUUUCAGAGGAAGGAAUACAGAAUGGAAACAAAGCUAUAAAAUAGGCACAGUUGCACAUGGUUAAAAUAACAAAAUCCAAGUAAAGACAUCAUCGUUAGCAGAUUAUCAAGUAUAGUUCCAGAUUUGCCAUGUUUGUCUUGUUCAGUGCAAACCUACAACACCAUAAAUUUGUAUUCGUUUAUAGUUUGCCCAUUUAUGAAGGCUUAGUCCUACACUGGCAAAUGUGGAUUAUCUUGUCCAAAAGAUUAUUGAUCUAAUUUUCUUGUCUGUCUGUGCAGCCUUGCACCACAGUCCUAACUCAAAGGCUUGUUCUCUCCUACAACUUAUGCCUUCUCUCCAAACUGGCAGGAUGUAGCAAUCCUGUUUCCUAACCGCACUAAUUGUGACUAAGACUCCUCUAUACGGCAUUUGCCUUUGACAAAAACCCAAGCCUUUUCUUUUUCUUCCCAUCCCCACUGCCCUGCUUGUUUCUCCUAUAGAUAUUUGGGAAUGGAUGGGAAUAGCUUCUAAUUAGGGAAUAGCUCAAAGAAGGGAAGCUCUUUUUCCAGCUGCAGGGCGGCUGGCGACUGCUCUCUAGGAAGAGAUUCAUCUUGCUUAGUGAAAUAGCUGGUAGAUUAACUGUCUAAAUAAAUCAUCACCAAUGAUGAAUGGUGCCAUUGUGCUAAAGAGGAAAGGGAAGAUAAAGCCAACUAAAGUGCCAUUUGUGGAUAGUGAGGCGUGCAGUUGUAGCCUUCCCUGGGUGGUCACCACAGCCAAAUCAUUGCUUUUCUUCUAGUUGGCCUCUUGGCAAUUCCCUGCAGUAAUUCCCCAAAUAUUUCAUAGCUUCACAUAAGUAUGGGAACAAUAACUAUUCUGUAUUGUAAAAGGAAGUAAAUAGUCCCUCCCUGCCAGCUCUGUGAUCAGUUUUGUUUCCAGUCCUUCAGAAAACUCUUGGGUGAUGCCUUUCCCUUUCACCGUGAGCGCUGUUUACUUGAGCAGCAAUUCAUUAACUACCAGCUCUUUCAGUAGAUGCUCCUAAAUACCACUUUUAUCUGCUAGAUUUCAAAUCAGGCAUACUUCCUUGAACAAGCUUCUGUAGUCCUUCUGUGUUAAGGUUGAAGCAGGAACUGCCACCCAAGUUCACAGUAAACCAUUAAUUGUUUGCUGUGAUGUGCUAAAUGGACCACAGUGGGUGGUAUCCCCCUAUUUUACAGAGAGUAGGACCAAUUAAGACUGGAGUUAGCCAUGGCUAUUAUUUUAACUGGGACUACUCUGAGUAGGAUGAGCAUUGGAUAUAGCCCUGUGAUUUUGAAACUAUUCUAUUGGAACAACUUAGGAAAAAAGUUGUUUCAAGGCUGAAAAUCCACAUGGGUUUUCCAGAAAGGAUCCAAGACCAGACCUAGUUAGAAUUUAAAAAAUAAAUUAAAAAUAAAUUUAAAAAAAUAAUCUUUGAUGGAAAACUCUAUGGUUGAGACCCACAGGCUGCCAGAAAAAAAAACUGGGAGUCUAGGGCAACAGUACCUCUUAAGGUGCACUUAAAACAGAGAGGAGUUUCAAGAGUGAUUUGAUAGUGUAUGGAGGUUAAAUGUCCAAAGGGAAAGGAAUCUGAAUUCCAUUGGGUGUGUGGAGGCCCUGGGGUAAGCCUCAAGUAUGUUUCUGGAUCCCACCCCCACAUCAUUAGCAACUUCAGUGACUGUUUUAGCCAAGUGCAAGCUCCAUUGAAAUGGGUCAUAUAUGCUACAAAAUAAUGCUAUUUCAUUACUUCUGAGAAUAAUUUUCUGUCUUUAAAAAAAGUUCAUAAAAAGGGGAUUCCAAGUCGUAAUCCUUUUUAAGGCAAUUACAGAUUUUUCGAACUCAGUUUACUAAUAUAGUAAACUUCUUUAAGAAACUGUGUGUAAGUGAUAAUCUGUGGCCUUCUUCAUCCUGGUGUCCUCCAAGGGCAUAUGGAAAAUCUAGUCCAAAACAUCUGGAGGAUAAUAACUGGAAUGCUGGCCAGUGAAUGUUGUCUCGUUUUCCUAGCCUGAUAUUCAUUUGCACAUAAUUGUCAUUUUUAUAGGAAAGUCUAAUGCAGUAUUUAAAUCCUUCUUAGAAAACACUGAUAUAGUUUUGCUUCUGAAUUUUGUCCUUUAAAGGGAGUGACUCAGAUUGAUAAUGACCUGAAGGCAAGGGCGUCUGCAUACAACAACCUGAAAGGCAACCUUCAGAACUUGGAAAGGAAGAAUGCGUGAGUUGUCUUCUUCUGUAAGGUGAUCUGAAAGCAGGCUGAUGAAUUUGAUAUGUUCAGUAUGACUUUUGAUUUCUGAAUUCAUACAUUUCUCAGUAAGGGCCUAAGUUAGCAGACUGCCCUACCUCUGGGUUUGAACAUACUGUACAAGGUAAUGGUGGAGUUAAAGCCACAUUUGAAACAAUCUAAGAAAAAAAUCUGAAAAAAGAGGGAAGAAACAUAUUUGCCAUCAUGUUGAAGUCAUACAGAGAAUUGUACAACAACCAGCCAUAUAGUUACUUGUCAGUCUUGAGUAUCACAGCACAUGAUCUUUGUUUUCAGAUAACAUUAUCACAUCACAGCUAUAAUAGAAAAUUUAAGUGGCGGGCUCUGCAUAUCAUGCAAGUUUAUCUGAAAACUUGGGAUUUCAUACUUUACCAAGCUUGUUAUCCACUCACUUGGAUUGAGAUUUUGGCUAUUUGUCAGUAAAAUAAUUGAUUGAUUUUGAGGCAUGUCUAAUUGAUUAUAGCACAUUAGGAGCACUAUAAAAAUUGUAGCUAUUCGCUGCCAAAAGUCUUAUUAUUCAGAUCAAAUUAAAUAUAAGAAUUAUACACUCAUUUCUUGAUCUUCUUGUUCUUUAACAGGGGAAGUUUGCUAACCAGAAGUCUGGCUGAAAUUGUAAAGAAAGAUGACUUUGUACUUGAUUCUGAAUAUUUGAUUACGUUGUUAGUGGUUGUACCAAAGUAAGUCUGUCUCCUGGUCCCUAAAAGAAUCCUUGCUGAAACGUAAAGACAAGCAUACAGAAUGUAUUAAGAGGAAGGGAUAUUUCACAGAAUGAUUUGUUUGCUGAAACUGGUAUGUUACCAUGGAACAAUUAAAGGCACAUGUGGAAAUGUGCAAUCCACUUCUAAGGGACAGAGGAACAGACAUUGUCUUUACAUCGUCUCAACAUCAGCAAAAGCAUUCAAUGUUUGCAUUGUAAGUUGAAGCCCUUUCACAAGCACUGCAAAAUCUGUUCAUUUAUGAAGUCAGUUGAGAAAUCUAGCAAAGCUGCGAAAACUGACCUCCAGGUUUCAGAAAUUCUCAUUGAUUUGCUCUAACCUAUUGAAGUGUUUAGCUUGUAAAUUGGAUUUACUCAAGUCAGUCAACAUUUUGCUUCUUAUCACUGCAUUUAUCUUCCCUGCCCUAACUCUCUCUACAUUAGCCUGCAAUCUUAGUAAAGUAUUAGCAGGCCAGGCAAACGAGGCUAUUAUUUGUAAUAAUAUUUUAGUCAAAGUAAAUUGUGUUGAGGAUGUAUCUGAGUUGGUCGAAGGAUGCCGAUAGCUCAUGGAAAUUUAUUAGCUUAAAAAAAAAGUAAAACUGGGAAUACUAAAUAAAAAGGUAUUGUCUUGGGAAAAGAAGACAUUUUUAGGCCAAUAAAGAGUUGAAACUAAAGAAUAAGGUGUUGAGUUUAGCUUCUUGCUUAAUUAUGUAGAACAUUCUGUACAUCUAAAAUUAUAUACACAACAAAAACUUAGUUUCAUAUUUCUAUAUUUAAUUUUACCCCAUGCCUGCUUUAUUCUGGGUGUUGAAUGGGGCUUGCAGUGCAAGCCUAUGCAUAUUUGCUUUUAAAGUAAGUGUCCAUAAAAAUGCAAUGAAAAAUAUGCACUUUGAGUUGUUGUUGUUGUUGUUGUUACUGUUGUUUUUAUUGUUAUUAUAUCCCAUUCAUCUGGCUGGGUUUCCCCAGCCACUCUGAGUGGCUUGCAGCAUAAUAAAAACAUCAAGUAUUAAAAGUUUGAUCUCUGCUCUAAUGCAGUGUUCUACCCUGUGAAAACCAGGAGUGCUUUUUUCCUAUGCAAUAAAAACAAGAGUUUGCAAUAGGUAUUGUUCAUUACAAUAACUUCCUUGCAAGUCCUGGGUCAACAGUAUGAUCUUAAAGCUGUACUGGAGAACUUAACUCUGUCUAAGUCUUAAGCUGUACGCACCACUGGGAAUGAAUCCGUGGAGUUCAGAAUAAAUUGAGUAAAGAUACAUACAAUAGUGCUAUAAAACUAUUUCCUGACUUAGCACCUGACAGAGCAACAUCUGAUGCAGUGCAAAGUUCUUCUGUAGAUGGAAAGGAAACUAGGCAGCCCCUCUUUGUAUUCAUGGAGAAAGCUGGAGGACACAUGAGACGGCUCCUUGGAUCCUGGGUGUAUCCUGUGUGUACACCCAGUGUAUCCUGAAAACACUCGUGGUGCUGAUAGUGGCAAAAAGAACUUUGUGCUCCCUUCCCCAGGGAUUUUGGUUAAGACAACUAAUGCUUAACUUUUCCAUCUUUAGGAUAAAUUAUAAUGACUGGAUGAAGCAGUAUGAAACUUUAACGGAUAUGAUAGUUCCACGAUCCAGCAAGUAAGUUUGAUUCCACUUACUUAGGAACACAGUUGAAAAUAGGCUGAUGUACUCCAAAAAAAGGAGAAACAGCUUUUGGAGACUUGGUUUGCCCAGUACUAUAACACCCCCCCCCAAAAAAAAAGUUAGUUCUCUUUUAGAAUUCUUUCAUCACCUUGUGAUUUGAGUCUUUGAAUCCAUUUCCCCAGAAACUGCAUUCCUGAACAAUGAAUACAAGUGCCACCUUAUACUGAGUCUGGUUCCAGUAACGCCCAGUAAUGUGUGCAGCCAGCUGUACUGUUGGCCACAGCCCAACCACAUGGUACAAUUGUUAGGAGAGGUGAUGUUCAAAAAAGCAUAUUUUUGUCAUUUGGACUUGAAGGUUGAAAGUCCAGUAAUCUUCUACUGGGCCAACUGCAUUAGAGGAACCUUUGGUUUGCUCAGAAUUUGUUUUAUGGGGCAAGGGCGGGUGCAACUCUCAUUCUCGCCCCUCCUCUGAAGCAGGAUCUGUUCUUCAGUUCGAAUGCUCCAUUCACUUUACUAAGCAGGCAAGAUUGGGAAAGCUACUGAAAGCUGUUAAGUAGUGUUGCAAAUUUGAGGUCAUUUUCUGAGAGAACACUUAAAUUGCACUCAGCGGGUUUAAUGCAGCUAGCUUUGCUCAGAAAGGACAACGCUUUGAAUGUGAAAUGCGACUCGAGCACUUCUCCUGUGAAGCGUGGCAAAGGUGAGCUGCAAUUACUCCUCUAAUAGAGGUACACCAUCUGUAAGCCUAGCUCUGUAAUCGGAAGCAGUACAACUGUGCAGCAGCAGCACAUAAGCUGUUUUUGCUGGUCUUGCGUUACAGGUUUACAGUUUUUAUUGCCGUAUGUCUGUUCCUUUAUUUUUUGACCUGUACUCCCCGGUGUCUUUCAUUCUUUGCAGUGUUCUUUCGGAGGACCAGGAUAGUUAUCUCUGUAAUGUCACCUUGUUCAGGAAGGCCGUGGAUGAGUUCAGGCACAAAGCCAGGGAAAACAAGUAAGUGGUCCUCCUCCCAGGUUGUUUUUCUGCAAAAAAGCAAUCGUAAAGCAACCUAAAAUGGUCUGCUGGUCUCCCGAUGCAGGUUUAUGGUCCGCGACUUUCAGUAUAAUGAAGAAGAGAUGAAGGCAGACAAGGAAGAAAUGAACAGGCUGUCUACUGAUAAGAAGAAACAGUUUGUAAGUUCAAUGUGUGUUAAAUACAUUUGAAGAUAAUUCUUCAACACCCCCCAAAUAGUUUUUCCUUCCCUACAUCUGCCUUUAGGGACUAUUGAGACUAAUUCAUUGAUAUAAGAAACAUUGCAGUAAAUACAGAGCGAGCAAAGCAGCCUUUGACAGUAUGAAAGCUGUUAUUAGUAAUUGUAGGUUACAGUUUGGGCUACGCUUUCCACUGUUUGGCUAUUUAGUUUUCUAGAUGGCAUUGGGAUAUGUCAGGGCCCUAGAACCGUCCGCAAAGGCUGUGAGACAACUCAGCUCCCACCCAGUGCCCAUUACCUCCACAGAAGGAGAAUUUGUUGUGUGGGUCCCUUCCUGCAAGUAAGCUCUCAGAUGUUUCUGUGCAGUGCCCAGUGUAUUGCAGAUUGCUACCAUUUCUGUGGUUCUGAAUGCAUUACAUACAUCUCCUACUGGAGGUGCCCUAUGUAAUUUCUGAAAGAUAAAGAUCCAUGCCAGUGGAUAAGCUUGUUCCGUUUUCUUUCUGUCUACAUUUUCCUGAAUAAUUUCAUGACUUUUUAAAAGCUGAUUCCCUCCAUAUGAACCCGCCUAUCCAGUAAGAUCAUCAUUGGAAGCUCUCCAGAUCUGCCCCAGAGUUUCCCCCAACCCUCCAGAGCUGGUUUUGAGAGGGGGGUGCUGAUGAGGACAGGAGAGGAAGCACCACUGAGUCCAUGGAAAUGCAUUGUUCCAAGUCCAACUGCAGCCUUGGAUACUGUCCUAUGCAGUAAAAGGGACGCGGGAGGCGCUGUGGUCUAAACCACUGAGCCUAGGGUUUGCCAGUCAGAAGGUCGAAUCCCCGCAACAGGGUGAGCUCCCGUUGCUCGGUCCCUGCUCCUGCUAACCUAGCAAUUCAAAAGCAUGUCAAAGUGCAAGUAGAUAAAUAGGUACCGCUCCAGCGGGAAGGUAAACGGCGUUUCCGUGUGCUGCUCUGGUUCACCAGAAACAGCUUAGUCAUGCUGGCCACAUGACCCGGAAGCUGUACGCCGGCUGCCUCGGCUAGUAAAGCGAGAUGAGCGCUGCAACCCCAGAGUCGGCCACGACUGGACCUAACAGUCAGGGGUCCCUUUACCUUUACCUUUACCUACGCAGUGCUUUUUUUCUUUUAAAAAAAUGUUUAGGGCUACUCUCAUUUUCCGACUCAUAUUGAAAAACUGCCUCUCAAUGAGGCCAAACUUAGAUUCACAAAAUGUUUAGGGGUAUGUGUACCCCCUUGUCCCCCCAGAAAAAAACACUGGUCCUAUGUAUUUUUGAUGCCAGGUGAAGAUGGUCCCCCCCCGUCAUUUUAAUCUGUGACUAGGUGAACCCUUGACUUGGUCUUUUAUGUAAUUGCUGUGUGUAUUCUUGUUUCUGCUGUUUUUAUAUUACUGCUGAUAGUUUAUAGUUUUAGGUAAGCUUCCUCUGUCUUCAUAUAGAAAGGCAGGAAAUAAAUGCUUAAAAUGACAAGAUGUUGAUGUUUAGAAUCUCAGUUUUCCCAGCCAAAGGAUGCUUCCAUUAUCUCCUCUUGGCAUGCUUUGGCCUGUUCAUUCUACAGAGCAGCUGCAGUAACGUUGCCAUACACAAAACAGAUUUGAAUACAGUGCAAAGUCUCCUGAUGCUUAAAAUGACUUCUUGCUUUUCCCUUCCAAAUACAGGGGCCUCUAGUACGGUGGCUGAAAGUAAAUUUCAGUGAAGCUUUCAUUGCGUGGAUUCAUGUGAAAGCGCUGAGAGUCUUCGUUGAAUCAGUUUUGAGGUAUUUUUCUCUAUAGAUGAGCUAUUGCUCCAUUCCUUCAAGAAUCACUAGCAUUCCACAUGUUUGGUCUGGUGAAUCUUGGUAGCUGCGCUCUCUUGCACAGACACCAGGAUUAUCUGAAUCAAAUUACUAUUUACGCAUUAACUAGGAACAAGGCCAAUUUACUAAAGCAAUCAGACAAGCAGUGAGAUUAUUUUAAUAUUAAACUUUCGUGAUAUUCCAGAUACUUGCAUGAUCCACAAGGCAGAGAGGUGGUCUUCAAAUCUCCCCCUUUUCCUGCAGUCUGAUGUGCUACUUUGUUUCUGCUGUUAUUCUGGAUGUCUGAUGUUCUAAAGGGCAUCCCUGGAACAUAUUUGGGGAGGCAGACAGUAGCACAAUGGGCUGCAGAAGGGAUGAAAAUUCCGCUCCCUCGCCUUUUCACUAAUGGGAGCCUCCACUGGAGCAAAGUGCCUUCUUUCAGCAGAGGGACAUGACAUAUAUCAAAUUGGUUGCUGCUGCUCGCAAGAGCUAGAGGCAAUGUAGUGCAGUAAGGAGAUUUGCAGUAAAACACUAUAACAGUUUUAUGACAGCUGAUUCUUAAACUGAGAUAGCAAAUGCAGGAAAUAUGAUUACAUACAUACAUAAAUUUUAUUUGUAUGCUGCUUUUCCACAUUUCCAAUCAUUCUCAAGGUGGCUUACAACAUGAAAAAAUAUCCUAAGUAUUCAUAAAAAAUAAAGAAAAAGUUAAAAAAUACACAACCAAACUGCACAAUUUCCACAUUAAUCACAAGAAGAUCUGAAAUACAGAUACCAGACAACAACAGCAACCCUCCCCAGCAAAAAACCCCAAACAACACCCCAGCCCAAAAGUCUGUUCAGCAGCCUCAGCUUCUGUAGCCAGAGUCAGGGCCCUGCCAUCCCAGGCCAGGUGGAGAAGCCUUCAAGGCAAGGAGCAGACCUUCCAGGACUCACAGCCAGUAUGGUCCAAAGAUGAUUCCAAAACCUUUGAAUAAGACAAGUGUUCCAAAAUAAGAGAGUUAUCCCUUUCAGAUACCUGUUUUUCCCUCUUUUCUUAUCCUCCUGCCUGUUAAUUUGGCUUUGAGCACAAAGAGUGAACAGGUGCUUAUUCAAAAACUUUUGAAAUGUUUGAUUUUUAUUGACAGUUUUUUUAAACAAUACAGCAAACGACAACUGGUACAGAGACUCUUGAGUUUCAUUAAUGGCAGAGCUCAACAUAUUUGGGAAUUUUGCUGCCCCUUCGUAAUAGUAUAUUUCCAGAAUAACUGGCAGGAGUGGUGAUUUUGGCCCCUCUCCAUACUUCCUCCUCCACCCAUAUUCCCCCUCCACCCAAGCUAAUUUUACAUUGUCAGGUUCAUUGCUCAUCUAAGGCUUAUUGUCAUACUCCAUGAAACCAUCAUGUGACAAAAAUAAUAAUCGGAUGCUUAUGAAGCACAUGCAUAUUCCAUCACCAUAUCCCCACCUCCAUGAUGGGGAGAGCAGCAAUAACAAUUGAUCGAGCUGAACUGGCUGCCUCACUGUAUCACUAAUGGUGACAACAAUUGCAUUCCAGAAGUCUCAGAACUGAAGCACAUCCCCAACAGCUCUUAAAAUUACUUUGCUCCUCUAGGUAUGGUUUGCCAGUGAACUUCCAGGCUAUGCUCCUUCAGCCCAACAAGAAAACAAUGAAGAAAUUGAGAGAGGUUUUGUAUGACUUGUACAAGCACCUUGACAGCAGCGCAGCAGCAAUCAUUGAUGUAAGUAACUCGCAUUUUUACGACGUCCACCUACAAUCCAAAUUGUUGAAGCUGCGUUGCCUGAGAAUUUUCUUACACCAACGAGACACUAUCUGGCUCAGCCACAUCUACCAGCAUGGGAGCUGGUGCUGAUUGGACAGUUUAUAAGUUUGCCCGGAUGUUGGUAAAGUAGAAACAUGGUUGAUUCGUAGUCUUAGGUCCUGCUAGAAGGGAUGGCCCUGUGCAAACUACUAAAACAGCAAUUAAUGCCACAAUGGCAGAUUUGGAACAAUCACCUCCCGUUCAGCAUCACUUGGUGCCAUGGAGACUCUGUUGAUAGAGGCAGAUGGUGUCAUUUAUCAAUCUCAGUGGAGCUAGUGGGACUGGUUGAGAGUCUCAUUAAAUUCUGAAGUUUCCCAGCUAUCACUUUUUUUAAAAGUGAAAUGUUUGUGUUGUGUGGAAGUGGAGAAAAUCUUGAAAUUUUGCUUGUCAAGCAUAUGUUCUGUCACAAAGCUAUGACCCUUCCGCAGUGGGAAGGAAAUUUUAAAAUGUACCAAAAAGAUAAAAUGCAGGUGGUUUUUGUCUGAGUCUAAGCAACAGUACUUGUACGUGUUUAAAGAAAAUAUGUGGCCAUUAACUCUCCUGCUAAACUCUUAGUUAUUGAGUUUAAAAAAAUAAACUUGUCUUUUAUAGGCAACUAUGGAUAUUCCAGGUUUGAACCUCAGUCAGCAAGAAUACUACCCCUAUGUGUACUACAAGAUAGACUGCAACUUGCUCGAAUUUAAGUAGAUGACUUCUGACCCUGACCAUCCUCCCAUAAUAUUGGUGUCCAAGAAGAAAAGGUUGAAGAAUGGUGAUGCUCCUAACUCUCUCCUGUAAACCUGUUGUUUGCUUGCUUCCUCCCUCGCGUAGGAGAAUAAUCCCCAUAGUGGUCCAUCUCUUUGACAUUUUCUUUUAAAAGAGAAAUGUAAGUAUCGCUUUUAAAUUGAUCAGGUCUGUAAAUGUAUAUUGAGAGAAUCAGAGUGUAUUUAUAAAUAGUCCUUAUUUAAAAAAAGUUUUUAAAGGGUCAUUCCUCUUUCGUACCGUGGUCUGCAUCAAUUCCAUUGACUAUCCUCCGGGAAGAACUUGUUUACAAAGGAAGAUUGUGGGGAGAAAACUUAAUGCCAUUUUGUUCACUGUGUUUCAUAGAUAUAAAACUUGUAAACAUUGUUAUUGAAUUGUGAUGUAAAAUAUGUGGAGAUUGAUAUUCAGUCUGUGCUUUCUGAAUGUUUUAAACUUAUGCACAGGAAACAUUCACAGGAGAAAAAUAAAAGCACCUGUACUACUGUAUU